Psilocybe cubensis is the source of this 846-nucleotide messenger RNA. RefSeq lists its product as uncharacterized. Gene Ontology annotation, molecular function: zinc ion binding; DNA-binding transcription factor activity. The transcript is spliced from 4 exons. The record is from RefSeq and is a predicted model, not a curated record. The coding region runs from base 1 to 846 and encodes 281 amino acids. NCBI's taxonomy places the organism in Eukaryota, Fungi, Basidiomycota, Agaricomycetes, Agaricales, Agrocybaceae. Gene Ontology annotation, biological process: regulation of DNA-templated transcription.
AUGGUCUCCUGGCCAAAUUGUACACAUCCCAUAGAGAGGGAACUAGUGGGCGGUACGUAUGCAGCAAACACGCUUCAACUUCCUCUAUAUUGUAAAGUUCGUGAAUUAUUGAUUGAAACGGAUGUUUACAGAGAGUUUUUUCGAUGCUCUAAGCCCAUAGGCGAGCAGUGCAGUUUUUUCCAAUGGGUGGAUAGUGAACCGCGUACACCGGAGAUUCGUACUUCUACCUUGCCGCCUACGCCGACAUCCGGUCUAUGUUCUUUCGGCCAAACUAAUCCUGGCUCUCCUCCCUCUCCAGCAUUGAGUAUCAAGCGGAACAUCCAGGACUUGGAAGAUGAACACGCCCACGAUUGUAAGCGGCCCAGAGAUUCCAAAGCCUUCGGGUCUCAAGAAUCUUUACGGUUGACAAUCCAUUUUGCUAUGCAUAUUACCAUUUUAACGAAAGCGAUUAUAGGCAUAUCAAUAAUCAAAACACCAACUCCGGUCCGAGUCAUUGGGGUUCUUCCUGGUCUCAAAUGCCACCUCGAAGAACUGGUUGGGAUCUUGUGGCUCGACAAGAUAGCAAUGAUUUCUAGUAGUUCUCAAGAGACACUUGGGGACGAAAGUGGUCCAAGUACUGAUAUGUCCCUUGGGACUAUCAGAGAUGUUGUUCAUAAACUCAAUGUCAUCCCUGACUAUGUUCAAAAGCUUGACAGGAAGAGGAUUGCCGCAGAGAAAAGCCGCGACACCAAAAAGUCGAAGAUAGAAAGCCUUACCACUCGCGUUCAAAGUCUCGAAGAAGAAGUUAAGAAACUCAAAGCACGCGAGAAAGAACUCGAAGAGGUCAUCGCUGCAUAUGAACAAUGA